AUGAAACUCAAAAUUGAGGGAGGUUAUGACCAUAAUGCUAGUGCUCCUAAGCAGAAGGUACUUUGCUUCUUUCCCUCUCCUUGCUUCGGCUUCAAAGAAGUUGUUUUACGUCAUGACAUUGCAGUUAAGAUAACAGAGAUAAAUAUAAAGUUAGAUGCUAUUGCAAAAGAAAAAGGUGAUUAUAAUCUUAAUGUCAUUCCAGCUAAUGAGAGACCUGAUUAUCAACGAAUGAGGCUAGCUCUUUCAGAAAGACCUGCUCAUGAGUGUGAAAAAUUAGAAGAAAUUGGUAAGGAAAUCGUUAAGAAGUGCAAAGGGUUACCUCUUGCUACAAAAACCAUUGGGAGUCUUUUGCAGUUUAAGAGGAGUAGAGAUGAAUGGCAACGUGUUUUAUAUAGUGAGAUGUGGAAAUUAGAGGAGAUUGAAAAGGGUCUUCUAUCCCCUUUGAUGUUGAGUUAUAACGAUUUGCCAUCCUCGAUAAGAAAAUGUUUCUCUUAUUGUGCUGUCUUUCCAUUAGAUUACCAUAUAAGCAAAGAUGAAUUAAUCAAAUUAUGGAUGGCACAAGGUUAUUUGGGGUUAGAAAAAAAUACAAAAUUAGAGACAAUAGGUGAAGAGUAUUUUCAUCACUUAGCAACACGAUCUUUCUUCCAAGAACUUUUAGACUCUGAAGAUGAUAUAUGGGGAUGUAAGAUGCAUGAUAUAGUGCAUGACUUUGCUCUUUUUUUGAGUAAUGGUGAAUGUCUUGCUAUAGAAGUCAAUAUUUGUGAUAAUGAUCCCUUUAUAAACUCUUCUAACAAAAAUGUUUGUCAUUUAAUGUUAAAGGUUAAUAAAGGGGUUUCAUUUCCCAUGUCCAUUUGUAGUGUCAAAAGUCUACGUAGUCUUAUCGUGAUUCAUGACGGAGGUGAAAAUUCAGUAUCUGGUGAUGUUUUAAAAAAGUUUUGUGAAUUGACAUGUUUAAGGUCAUUGAGAUUCCCGAGAUGCGGAGUUGAAGACAUCCCAAAAGAAAUUAAAAAAUUGGUACACUUAAGAUACCUUGAUUUGAGUGGCCAAAAUAUAGUAAAGUUACCAGAAAGUUUAUGUGAAUUAUAUAAUUUGCACACUUUAGAUAUUAGCGGUUGUAGUAAUAUACAUGAAUUGCCUCUAGGAAUAGAAAAAUUAGUAAAUUUGAGGCAGCUAGUAAAUGAGAGGAUUUAUUCACUACAUUACAUUCCAAAAGGGAUCAAGAGAUUAACUGCUCUUCGAACAUUAUCUAAAUUCGUUGUAAGUGGUGGAGGUGAUCAUGAUAGCAAAGCAUGUAUGCUUGAAGGAUUGAAAAAUUUGAAUCACCUUGAAGGAAGUCUAGAGAUAACUGGUUUGGGAAAUUUGACAAAUGUGAGUGAGGCUGAAAUGAAAGAAGUACUUAAGAAUAAGGAAAACCUCACUAUUUUGAGUCUGAAUUUCGAUAUACUUGGAGAAGAGGAGAGAUUAUGUGAGGAUGAUGAACUAGUCCUUGAAGUGUUACUGCCACCUCCAAAAUUAGAGUGGUUGUUGAUAGGUUUCUACAGAGGCAAUAGUUGUCCCUCCACUUGGAUGACGUCGUUAACCAAACUGAAGGAGUUGCAUCUUCUUUAUUUCUCAAACUGCAAGAAUUUGCAUCCUUUGGGAAAAUUGCCAUCCCUUGAGAAACUAAUUAUACGAAGCAUGGAAAAUGUGAAAGAAGCGGAUAGUGAAUUUUGGGGAAUGGAAAGUGGAGCCUCUUCAUCAUCUUCAUCCUCUUGUUUCUUUCCCAAAUUGAUAGAACUCGAAAUUUGGGAUGUGGAAUGGGAAUGGGGUAGAUUCAUUUCAGAGGUGGCAAAGAUUUGCUAG
This is a messenger RNA of Pistacia vera, 1842 nucleotides long. RefSeq names its product putative disease resistance protein RGA3. The record is from RefSeq and is a predicted model, not a curated record. Bases 1 to 1842 code for a protein of 613 amino acids. The transcript is spliced from 3 exons. Gene Ontology annotation, biological process: defense response to other organism. Gene Ontology annotation, molecular function: ADP binding. Lineage: Eukaryota; Viridiplantae; Streptophyta; Magnoliopsida; Sapindales; Anacardiaceae.